Molecule: messenger RNA, 622 nt
Organism: Orycteropus afer afer
Lineage: Eukaryota; Metazoa; Chordata; Mammalia; Tubulidentata; Orycteropodidae
Source: RefSeq, a predicted model, not a curated record
GGUUUGGCACUAACCUGGGCUUCUAGGGACAUUUCUUCCAGUCAGGAAAGGUUCUGAUAUUAAUCAGAAAUACCUCCAGAAGAUCAACUUUAGCAGUGAAACAAGCCUGUGAAGAACCAGCAUGGGAAUUCUAUACUCCGAGCCCAUCUGCCAGGCAGCCUAUCAGAAUGAUUUUGGUCAAGUGUGGCGCUGGGCAAAGGAAGACAUCAACUAUAUUAACAUCCAAGAUAGCUUUAAUGGAGACACUCCCCUGAUCUGCGCUUGCAGGCGUGGACAUUUGAGAAUUGUCUCCUUCCUUUUAAGAAGAAACGCUAAUGUGAACCUCAAAAACCAGAAAGAGAGAACCUGCUUGCAUUAUGCUGUGAAGAAAAGAUUUACUUUCUUUGAUUACCUGCUCAUCAUCCUCUUAAUGCCUGUUCUGCUUAUUGGGUAUUUCCUCAUGGUAUCAAAGACAAAGCAGAAUGAAGCUCUUGUACGAAUGAUACUUGAUGCUGGCAUCGAAGUUAAUGCUACAGACUGUACUGAUAUGUCGCAAGUAGAUGUUAACUUGGCUCCCUCUCGCUUUCUGUUUGUACGAUCAGUAGUUGUCUACAUUCACAUACAUGUGAAGCGAUAUUCUUAA